CACUGGUGUGCAGUCAUGUUGGAACAGGAAGGGGCCAUCCCCAAACUGUUCCCACAAAAUGAUGCGGUAAUCUAAAGGCCACAUGAAGUUUGGAUGUCUUUAGCCAUUGACUCUGCAGACAGUUAGCAACUUCUGCACACCGUGCGCUUCAGCAUGCGCUUUGUCCUUUUACAUGACCUACCACUUCGUGGUUGGGUUGCUGUUGUUCCCAGUUGCUUCCACUUUGUUAUAAUACCACUAACAGCUGAACGGGGAAUAUUUAGUAGCAAGGACAUUUUCACAGAUGGACUUUUUGCACAGUUGGCAAAGUAUCAAGGUAUCAAGGUACCACGCUUGAAUUCACUGAGCUCCUGAGAGCGACCCAUUCUUUCACAAAUGUUUGUAGAAGCAGUCUGCAU
This is a messenger RNA of Staurois parvus, 398 nucleotides long. The record is from the annotation of a GenBank genome assembly. NCBI's taxonomy places the organism in Eukaryota, Metazoa, Chordata, Amphibia, Anura, Ranidae.